Messenger RNA from Acinonyx jubatus (cheetah), 1290 nucleotides. It is a transcript of the gene NODAL, whose product is annotated as nodal growth differentiation factor. The transcript is spliced from 3 exons. NCBI's taxonomy places the organism in Eukaryota, Metazoa, Chordata, Mammalia, Carnivora, Felidae. Gene Ontology annotation, biological process: BMP signaling pathway; SMAD protein signal transduction. Gene Ontology annotation, molecular function: cytokine activity; type I activin receptor binding; growth factor activity. Bases 148 to 1194 code for a protein of 348 amino acids. Gene Ontology annotation, cellular component: extracellular region. The record is from RefSeq and is a predicted model, not a curated record.
UCUGGGGGCCACCCCCCUGGAUGGGGUGGGGGGGGGGAGGUACAGGAUCCCAAAGCUUCCCCCAGGGAAGGAGGGAGAGGGCGGGGCGGCAGCGAAGGCCCAGGAUAAAAGGGGCGGAGGCGCCGCUCCGGCCCCAGCCAGCCCACCAUGCAAGCCCCCCGUCUGCCCUGGUUCUUCCUGCACGCCUGGUGGGCCCUGCUCCAGGCGGGCGCCGCCACCGUGGCCCCGUCGCCCCUCCGUACGCGGGGGCAGCCCUCGUCGCCGUCCCCUCUAGCGUACAUGCUGAGCCUCUACCGCGACCCGCUGCCCCGGGCGGACAUCAUCCGCAGCCUGCAGGCGCAAGAUGUGCACGCCGAUGGGCAGAACUGGACCUUUGCUUUUGACUUCUCCUUCCUGAGCCAAGCGGAGGAUCUGGUGUGGGCCGAGCUCCGGCUGCAGCUGGCCGGCCCUGUGGACCUUCGCCCUGGUGUGCUGCCCUCCGUCGAGAUUUUGCACCAGCUAAAGCCGGAUGCGGAGCAGGACCCAGCCGACUGCCGGGAGCGUCUUCGGAUGGACUCGUUCACUGUUCCUCUGUCCCAGAUGACCUUUUCCUCAGGCAGCAUGGUCCUGGAGGUGACCAGGCCUCUCUCCAAGUGGCUGAAGUACCCUGGGGAGCUGGCGGAGCAGGCGUCCAGUUUGGCCAGAGAGUGUCCGAAGAGGCCUCCCGUGCCGCCGGUCGCCAGUGCGCUCCUCGUGCUCUACUCGAACCUCUCCCCGGAGCAGAGGCGGCUGGGUGGCUCCACCUUGCUGUGGGAGGCGGAGAGCUCCUGGCGGGCCCGAGAGGGACAGCUCUCCCAGGAGAGGGGCCGGAGGCACCGCCGGCACCACUUGCCGGACAGAAGCCAGCUGUGUCGGAAGGUCAAGUUCCAGGUGGACUUCAACCUCAUCGGAUGGGGCUCCUGGAUCAUCUACCCCAAGCAGUACAACGCCUACCGUUGUGAGGGCGAGUGUCCUAACCCUGUGGGGGAGGAGUUCCAUCCCACCAACCACGCAUACAUCCAGAGCCUGCUGAAACGAUACCAGCCCCACCGAGUCCCUUCUACCUGCUGUGCCCCAGUGAAGACCAAGCCGUUGAGCAUGCUGUACGUGGACAAUGGCAGAGUCCUUCUAGACCAUCACAAAGACAUGAUUGUGGAAGAAUGUGGGUGCCUUUGAGGAGAUCCUGGUGGGAGCUGGAUUUGCCUGUACCCUGGGAAGGUUCUAGAAGGUUCGGGAAGGUCCUAGAAGACACAAUAGCCGUCUAACCCAAUG